GCUCGGCGGCGUCCGCAGCCGCACACGCGUUUCCCCAGUGAAACACUGCUGUCGGCCGCCGCGGGUUCCCUGGCUUUCGUCGCGAGUUUGGCGGAGCGCUCGGCAUGGGGAAGGCCAGGCUGGCCGCGGCGCGGAGGCAGGCGCCCCGGGCGCCGCUGGGGGGACGCGGGGGCGCGGCGAAGGCCAACCCGAACCCGUUCGAGGUAAAGGUCAACAGGCAGAAGUUCCAGAUCCUGGGCCGGAAGACGCGCCACGACGUGGGGCUGCCCGGCGUGGCUCGCGCGCGGGCCAUCAGGAAGCGUACGCAGACUUUACUAAAGGAGUACAAAGAAAGAGAUAAGUCCAAUAUAUUUACAGAUAAACGCUUUGGGGAGUACAAUAGCAACAUAAGCCCAGAGGAAAAGAUGAUGAAGAGAUUUGCUCUGGAACAACAGCGACAUCAUGAGAAAAAAAGUAUUUACAACCUAAAUGAAGAUGAAGAAUUAACCCAUUAUGGCCAGUCUUUGGCAGACAUCGAAAAGCAUAACGACAUCGUGGAUAGUGACAGUGAUGAAGAAAGAGGAACGCUGUCUGCUGAGCUGACUGCUGCCCACUUUGGAGGCGGAGUUGGACUCCUUCCCAAGAAAACAUCUCAGCAAGAAGGCGAGGAGGGUGCAAAACCAAAGUCACGGAAAGAACUGAUUGAAGAGCUUAUUGCCAAGUCAAAGCAAGAGAAGAGAGAGAGACAGGCAAAACGAGAAGAUGCCCUUGAGCUCACGGAGAAGCUGGACCAAGACUGGAAAGAAAUCCAGACCCUGCUAUCCCACAAAACUCCCAAAUCAGAGAAGCAGGAGAAAAAAGAGAAACCUAAGCCUGAUGCAUACGACAUAAUGGUUCGUGAGCUUGGCUUUGAAAUGAAGGCACAACCGUCUAAUAGGAUGAAAACGGAGGAGGAGCUGGCAAAGGAGGAGCAAGAGCGGCUGAGGAAGCUGGAGGCUGAGAGACUUCGAAGAAUGCUUGGAAAGGAGGAGGAUGAAAGUAUGAAGAAUCCAAACCACACGUCAGCGGAUGAUUUAAAUGACGGCUUUGUGCUGGACAAAGAUGACAGGCGCCUGCUUUCUUACAAAGAUGGAAAGAUGAACAUUGAGGAGGAUGUCCACAAAGAACUAAGCGGGAAAGCUGGCAUCCAAGGGAGCGACGAGGAAGGCGAAGGGGAGAGCGACGAGGAGGAGGCCGAAGGGGAGAGCGACGAGGAGGAGGCCGAAGGGGAGAGCGGGAACCCGGACAGCCAUUCAGACCUGGACUCGAAUGCAGAGAGUGAGGAGGAAAGCGGGAAGCCACCGAGAGCGCAAGGGCAGACUCCUGGGAAGAGAUCGAGAAGUGAUGACCAGAACACUCGGAAGGCUGCCAGAACUGAGCUGCCCUACACCUUUGCAGCUCCUGAGUCCUAUGAGGAGCUGAGAUCUGCGUUAUCAGGAAGAUCGAUGGAAGAGCAGCUUUUGGUGGUGGAGCGAAUUCAGAAAUGCAAUCAUCCAAGUCUCGCAGUGGGGAACAAGGAGAAAUUAGAAGUACGUUGGAAUGACAAGAAACUGUUCGGCUUCCUUUUGGAAUACAUUGGAGAUUUGGCUACAAAUGAUCCACCAGACCUCAAAGUAAUUGAUAAAUUGGUUGUGCAGUUAUAUAAUCUUUGCCAGAUGUUUCCUGAGUCUGCAAGCAAUUCCAUAAAAUUUGUUCUUCGAGAUGCCAUGCAUGAGAUGGAAGAAAUGAUUGAGACCAAGGGCCGUGCAGUGUUCCCAGGGUUGGAUGUGCUCAUUUAUUUGAAGAUUGCUGGGAUGUUGUUUCCGACCUCUGACUUCCGGCACCCAGUUGUGACCCCUGCCUUCCUGUGCCUGAGCCAGCUGCUCACGAAGUGCCCGGUGCUGUCACUCCAAGACGUGGUGAAGGGCCUCUUUGUGUGCUGCUUGUUUCUGGAGUUCGUGGCUCUGUCUCACAGAUUCGUACCUGAGGUUAUUAAUUUUCUUCUUGGGAUUCUCUACAUAGCAACUCCAAACACACAAAGCCAAGGUUCUACUCUGGUGCAUCCUUUCAGAGCACUUGGGAAGAAUUCCGAAUUGCUCUUGGUCUCUGAAGCAGAAGAUGUGGCCACCUGGCAGAGGGGAAGCCUCCCCCUGCGCUGGGCAAGUGGGCCGAGCUCCCCAACUGCAGCUGAGGCCACCCACGCCAGACUGUCCUGCCUGGCUGUGUGUCUGGCCCUGCUAAAACGCUGUGUGCUCAUGUAUGGCACACUGCCGUCCUUCCACGCCAUCAUCAGGCCCUUCCCGGCCCUCCUGACAGAGCACCUGACGCAUUGCAGCCACCCCCACGAGCUCCAGGAGCUGUUUCAGAGCACACUGGCAGAGGUGGAAAGCCAAAAUCAGCUCUACCGGCCACUGCUGUGUGAGAAGAGCAAGCCAGUCCCGCUAAAGCUGUUCACCCCUCGGCUGGUCAAAGUCCUGGAAUUUGGAAGGAAACAAGGCAGCAGUAAGGAAGAACAGGAAAGGAAGAGGCUGAUCCACAAACAUAAACGGGAAUUCAAGGGUGCCGUCCGAGAAAUCCGCAAGGACAAUCAGUUCCUGGCUAGGAUGCAGCUCUCAGAGAUCAUGGAAAGGGAUGCAGAAAGAAAGCGGAGAGUGAAGCACCUUUUUAACAGCCUGGCUACACAGGAGGGUGAAUGGAAAGCUCUCAAGAGGAAGAAGUUCAAAAAAUAAAUUAUUUUGUAAAUGA
Molecule: messenger RNA, 2742 nt
Organism: Marmota monax (woodchuck)
Lineage: Eukaryota; Metazoa; Chordata; Mammalia; Rodentia; Sciuridae
Gene: Nop14
Product: NOP14 nucleolar protein
Exons: 18
Coding region: 105-2726 (873 amino acids)
Biological process (GO): maturation of SSU-rRNA
Cellular component (GO): small-subunit processome; Noc4p-Nop14p complex; nucleolus
Source: RefSeq, a predicted model, not a curated record